CGAUGAGGAAGCUGCACAGCAACAUGGGAAGUGCAACAGCAAAGAGGAACUUGACAGAUGCCAGAAAGCAGAAAGUGUAGAAAGAAGUGACUUUAAGACAAGUUAAAGUAACACAUUGGGCAUGAAGAUGAUUUUCCUUGUGCUGGUAUUUCUUCUGGGAGGUUUAUGGGAGACUGAAGCUCUGUCGGAAACAGGAAUGGCCGGAAAGGAGGUGACAAUAAGAUGCUCUCACUCGUACGCAUCUACCAACGUCAAGUAUUUCUGCAAGGGAGCGUGUGACGAGGAAGACAUCCUAGUCCGCAGCAGCAAACAUAAGGAUUCAAACGGGAAAUACAGUAUCAAAGAUGAAGGAAACACAUUCACUGUGACCAUCUCUGGUCUGACCGAGGACGACUCAGGAACUUACUGGUGCGGAAUAGAGCGAGUGGGUGUGGACACAUACAAUGAAGUCGUCCUCACGGUCAUAAAGGAGGAUUCACAAUCAAAUUCCAAUACUUCAUCCUCCAAUAAGCUGGUGUACAUUGGAGCGUGUCUCGGGGUGGUGCUGCUGGCUCUGUCGGUGGUCCUUUUAUUAGUCUUCAGACAUCGAAACAGAUACUUCCAUGCAUCUCCUGGAUUGAACGACGGCGCGGCCGAUGCCACGGUUUCCCCUCAGAAACAAGAAAAAGGCAACCUCACUUCUGCCAACAAGCAUCAGGUCCAACUGGACGACCUUCUCUACACCACAGUUAGCUUCAGUAAACACUCAGACGACAGCACGGACACACCUGGCGCCGAGCUCACGUACUCUACCGUCAAACACAAGGCAACCGAUAAAUCGCUCUACUGCAAAGUCCCUCCUUUGCACUGAUCAUCUUAAGUGCAGCUUGUUCCUCUUUCUAAAGGUCAACGUCACGCUAAACUGAAAAUAAACACCAAUCACACUUUUUUCUAAGAAAACAACAAAUUCACAGAAUGUAAGUACUUCAGAAUGUAUUUAUUGUUUGACAAAUACGAAAUUUAGGAAUAUAUAAAUAUGUUAAAGUACUUUAAUAUUAGAAUCAUGUUCAAUCUUUUUUUGAUUUUAGCCUAAUAAA
Messenger RNA from Gasterosteus aculeatus aculeatus (three-spined stickleback), 1076 nucleotides. Its product is annotated as CMRF35-like molecule 1. NCBI's taxonomy places the organism in Eukaryota, Metazoa, Chordata, Actinopteri, Perciformes, Gasterosteidae. Gene Ontology annotation, cellular component: plasma membrane. The record is from RefSeq and is a predicted model, not a curated record. Gene Ontology annotation, molecular function: transmembrane signaling receptor activity.